This is a messenger RNA of Chinchilla lanigera (long-tailed chinchilla), 1597 nucleotides long. It is a transcript of the gene Bet1l, whose product is annotated as Bet1 golgi vesicular membrane trafficking protein-like. The record is from RefSeq and is a predicted model, not a curated record. Gene Ontology annotation, cellular component: SNARE complex; Golgi trans cisterna. Gene Ontology annotation, biological process: retrograde transport, endosome to Golgi; regulation of retrograde vesicle-mediated transport, Golgi to ER. Lineage: Eukaryota; Metazoa; Chordata; Mammalia; Rodentia; Chinchillidae. The transcript has 4 exons. Gene Ontology annotation, molecular function: SNAP receptor activity. Bases 87 to 503 code for a protein of 138 amino acids.
GGGCCGGAAGUCUAUAGCGGUCCCGUGCCACGUCUGCGGCGCUUGUGGCGGCGUCAGUAGCUAGCGGCCAGCGCUGGCAGACUACAAUGGCGGACUGGACUCGCGGUGAGCGCCCGAGAGCUGGGCCAAGCCGCCCCCCGCUCCCUCACUGGAGGUCACUGUGUGGGGGCGGACCGGCCUUCCGGGUCGAGAGCUCUGGUGCUGUGGAGGAGAUUCUAGACCUGGAGAACAAGCGGAUGGCUGACAACCUGGUCUCCAAGGUUACCAGGCUUAAAUCGCUGGCCCUGGACAUUGAUAGGGAUGCGGAAGACCAGAACCGGUACCUGGACAGCAUGGACUCAGAUUUCACAAGUGUGACUGGCCUGCUCACGGGGAGUGUGAAGCGGUUUUCCAUGAUGGCACGGUCUGGACGAGACAAUCGGAAGCUUUUGUGUGGCAUGGCUGUCGGCCUGCUCGUGGCCUUCUUCAUCCUUUCAUACCUCUUGUCAAGGGCAAGGACGUGAACCAGUGGGAGCCAAAGGUACCAGGGUCUUCCUCGUCUGGUAUCCUGACCUCCUGAGGCUUCACCUGAAAAGUACUACUUUGAGAUUACCACCAUGAGUCAGGAAUCUUCUUCCUGUAUGGUGGGGCCUCUGACCCAAUGAGCUCAUCAAGUUGGCUAGUCCCAUGUGGAAGGACAUUUUCCUUUGGGAAAUCAAGGCCCAGCCCCCACCUCCACUCUGGUAUUAGAGAAAGUGGCCAGGCUAGGGCCACAGUGCACCAGGACCAGCCAGGUCUUGAGCAGAGCAGCUAUGAGUCUUGAAUGUAUUCACAUGGCCAGCAACCCUUCUCCUAGCCCUCAGGGGUCUGAAGUCUUAAGGCCCUUCUGUGCCAUCUGUUCCUGGGUGAAGAUGCAUAUGUGAUCUGAGGAGCCUGGGACUACCAUAGGAAGGGACAGUGACUGUGACUCCAAUAAGAGCUGGUUUCUUCACCUCGAGGUGCUCAGCCUAGAUGUGACAGUUAUUGCUGGUCAAGACUGCUGAGCAGAGGGGGUCUGAUAUGGGUCAAGUGUUCUGUGGGGAGACCUGUGCCCUCCAGUCCCUGGAUGAAGCCAGACCUCUAGGAAGGGUAGGGAAUGUUAGCGUUAAUGUUAAUGGACCACAGCCUUGGCUGGAUAUACUGGGUUGGUCUUCUGGGUCACAGAAAUGGAUGUCCUCAGGAUUCAGAACCUCUCUGGUGCUAGAGAUGUAGCCCCAGGAGAGCUAGUCUGGCCUUUCAAAAUUAGGUAGAGUGUGGGGGAGGUUUUGCCCCAAAGGGCUGUCAUGGGCUGAAGGCUGCCUGUAGAGGCCACUGUGCCAUUUGUAGCAGAACUUUUGCCCUUCUGCCAUAUCUUUACCUGCCUCCCAUAGCUAGUCUUCCCUUGCAGUGGGAGUGGUCUGAGCUACCUUCCCAUCCUUACACACUGCCUUCCCUGUGUACCUCUCCCUGGGUCUCCACCUCUACUUAGCCUGUCUCACCUUCAUGCAAACUGAACUGUGAGGCUGGCAGGGCCAGCAAUUUCUGAGAGGCUAGCACCCUUGUAUUCACAUAAAGAAUCUAAGGAAGACAUUCUGCUGGA